Molecule: messenger RNA, 450 nt
Organism: Sclerotinia sclerotiorum 1980 UF-70
Lineage: Eukaryota; Fungi; Ascomycota; Leotiomycetes; Helotiales; Sclerotiniaceae
Product: ubiquitin-conjugating enzyme E2
Exons: 4
Coding region: 1-450 (149 amino acids)
Biological process (GO): DNA damage tolerance; protein K63-linked ubiquitination
Cellular component (GO): nucleus
Molecular function (GO): ubiquitin conjugating enzyme activity
Source: RefSeq, a predicted model, not a curated record
AUGGCUUUACCAAAGCGGAUCAUCAAGGAGACGGAGAGGUUGAUGAAAGAACCUGUUCCGGGCAUCAGCGCAAUACCUCAUGAGGACAAUCUAAGAUAUUUCGACGUAUCAAUACAUGGUCCUUCCUCCUCUCCAUACGAAGGCGGUAUUUUCAAACUCGAAUUGUUUUUGCCUGACGACUAUCCAAUGACUCCUCCCAAAAUCAGAUUCCUCACCAAAAUCUACCAUCCAAAUAUUGACAAGCUUGGCCGAAUCUGUUUAGACGUUCUCAAGGGUAACUGGUCUCCUGCACUCCAGAUUCGAACAAUCCUCCUCUCGAUCCAAGCUCUCCUCGGUGCUCCUAACCCUGAUGAUCCUUUAGCUCCAGAAGUGGCAAAGAGAUGGAAGGAGGAUGAGCCGGCCGCGAUCGCGACUGCCAAAGAGUGGACAAGAACACAUGCUAUGAGUUAA